Bombus huntii is the source of this 8433-nucleotide messenger RNA. RefSeq names its product breast cancer type 1 susceptibility protein-like. Gene Ontology annotation, molecular function: zinc ion binding; ubiquitin-protein transferase activity; DNA binding. Gene Ontology annotation, cellular component: BRCA1-BARD1 complex; BRCA1-A complex; plasma membrane. Bases 174 to 5558 code for a protein of 1794 amino acids. Gene Ontology annotation, biological process: double-strand break repair via homologous recombination; positive regulation of transcription by RNA polymerase II; negative regulation of fatty acid biosynthetic process. The record is from RefSeq and is a predicted model, not a curated record. NCBI's taxonomy places the organism in Eukaryota, Metazoa, Arthropoda, Insecta, Hymenoptera, Apidae. The transcript has 7 exons.
AAAUCUUGAAGACCUGUUGACAAUUUGAUAACACAAGUAGUCUGUAUUGUAACAAUGGCAAGAUCGAAUGAAAAAGUUUUACGAGAUCCCGCGCUUUUGAUGUAUUUAAACAAAAUGAAUUUAAUCCAAUUGUGAUAGACAUUCGCGAUGUGACAUUCGUAACAAAGGAAAAGAUGAUGAAAGAAGUGUUCGUUACUGCUGAAAAACUAGCAGAGGAAAUUAGAAAUAUACAAAAAUGUUUACAAUGCACAAUUUGCUUGAAUACCAUAUCUGAGCCAGUGAAAACCCUUUGUGGGCAUCGAUUCUGUCGCCAGUGCAUUCAAACGCUAUUGCAAAGUAAAAAUGCUCUCUGUCCACUCUGCAACCGUGCUAUACAGCGUCGCAGCAUUUCUAAGGACGAACACAUGAUAUUAUACAUCGAUGGACUGCAGAAACUAAUCGAAGCGGUGCAAUCGGAUUCAGGCAUCUGUAUACUGUCUCAUUUAUCGAGACCACGCUGCACGCAACAAAGCGAAUCGUCAAGUAAUACCGAAUUCAGUAGAUGUGACAGAAAGGAGUUGAUCAAACCGAGCUGUUCUUACGUGGACACCAGUCUACAAAAGGAAGCCAUUCCCAAAAAAAAAAGAGGUCGACCUCGAAAAAACCUGACAUCACAGAAAAACGAAACGGAAUCUACGCAGAAGAAAGGCGGCGCUAUCACAAAAUACUUAUCAAAAUGUGGUUUGUCUGGCAUAGGACAGUUAAAUGAGUCGAAUGAUUCUCUAGACGAGAAUCAGUUACAGAGCAAAGUAACAACCUGGCUGGAGAAUCUGUCCAAGCAGGAAACGUUAGACAGUCCUUAUAAAACUGAAAUCGUACAGUCUCCAACAUGUGAUUUUAACGACACGUUAAUUAUGUCAGUUUCUCAAAACGAUUCACAGAUCAAGAUCGACAAUUUUGACAAAGACGUUGAUACGAGGAUGAAGGAUGACGUUAGUCAACCUGUCAGACAGGUUCGAAGGACAUCUUUGAGGAGCGAGAAUAACGAAAGCGAUUCGAACAAUACGAGCGAUCGCAGGACGUCUACGGAGACGAAGACUGCGAUUGCUUCGUCAAAGCUGGACUUUGAUACGAUGAAUUCGAAGCCGAGCACGUCGAGGAUGACGAGAUCGUUUGACGAUAGUAAGGAAAAGAGCGAAGAGAAAUUCAUAGACGUUAACAGGACGUCACCCUGUGACAUGUUGUCCAGCAUGCAGAAGAAUUGGUCCUCUGUAGAGAAGUUUGGCAAAGAGAUGCGCACGAGGAAGAAGAGAUUGAAAUCCUUGAACGUGAGCAUCGAGAACAAGGGAAAAUCUCGGUCAGUGAAUGAAGAUACGGCGAACCUGAACAAAGAGGAAAAUGCGAAGCCGAAAGUUAUCGACGACAUAGGUAAUGGACGAACGAGGAAAAGAAAGGGGUCGGUGAUGGCUGAAGACGUCGCGAAUGUCGCCGUGGACGAAAGAUUCGACGACGGGAUGAAAAGUUCGGCAAAAAGUGAUUUUGUUGACGCGAGAGAUGCGUUGUCCCCGAGGGAUAGAAAGGAUAGAUCGAUGUCAGAGAAAGUUCAGUCGACCACUGAAUCGUCCUUUAUCACGCUAGAAGAGGGUAGGCAGGUACACAUUCGAUAUUUGAACACCUGUCAGAUGAACACGAUUAUCGGCGUAACAUACGAGGAUUCACGAGCUGGCAUUGAAGCGGACCAAACGAAUAAUGGCGAGGAAACGAUGCUCCCUACAAAGGGACACGUCGAUCCAUUCGAUACGCCUUUCUACGAUCGAGAUAAGAUAUUUUCUCAAGCGUCGCUGGUUAAAUCAAACAGUGAUCAAGGUGGACCGAAUCUGCUUGAUGAAUCGCGUAAUGAGGAAAAUUGUUCUCCGACACCAACGAAAAAGAUUACGAUGAUCGAUGAAGCUGAUUCUACCUCAAACUUACAAACUUCAACGCCUCAUCGCAGAAGAUUGUCUCUGAAGAGAAAAAGUACAGAGUUUAAAUUGAAUAAUUCUCCCAGUCCGAUUGUUGAUUCUCGUGUUGGUCUGCAGGCUGUUAGACGAGACUUGAGAUUUGAGAUUGAGCGUGAAAGUGAUCAGGCUGAUGGAAACGUUGGCGCAGAUAAGAGAAGUCCGGAGGAAGCAAUUGGAACACAGAAACGUAGAGCUUCUACAGAUGAUAAACUGGAUGGUAAACGUGUCAGAGGCUUGACUGCCACUUCAACCGAGUUUGCAAACAGGAGGCUGGAGAACAGCGGGUGCAAUGUGUCCCUGGUCACGUUCAGGAAACUAGGGAAAACUUUCAAGCGUAGCAGAAAACGAAUUCCCUUCUUGUAUCUGGGAACAACCAAACGGAAAGCGAUGGUGGGCCAUUAUCCAGGGUUCCAUUUACAAAGACCGUGUAAUCCGAUUGAUAUAUUGGACACGCUGGAUUAUACAAUUCAAGAUGGCUUUGGUAACAACGCACUAAUCGCGUUGAACGAUACACAGAUAAUAGAUGAGGACGAAGGCAAAGAAGCAGAACCUGUCGCGACAGUAAGUACUGUAACUGAAGCGAUCGUCUUCAAUAAUCAGAUAGAUUAUCGUGAAGAAAAUCCGCCUCAAGAAAUUCAGGAGAAAAUUGUUUCAGUUGUUGAGAUCCCUGACAGUGUUGAAAAUAAAUCUCCAGAUAUAGACGUACUCUUGGUAUCUCUGAGUGCAAAUAAAGAACCAUAUCUCUUACCAUGUGACGAACAGUGUACUAAAUCAAAUAAUACGUCGACCAAGAAUACCGUAAAGAUGAUACCAUCAGCAAAUGACUCCCAGUUACAGUUCCUCUCUUUAAAAUCCCCCCCGAUCGACAUUUCACAGACCCAGAAGCUGAUCCACGAAACUGAACCUGACACAGAGACCAACAAAGUCUCUGUCUCUGGAGGUUUCUUACACAUGUCAGAUCAAUCCGAUUCUCCCCGUACGCCAGUGAGAAAAAGGAAGAGAUUUGAUAGUCAAGACAAGUUCUCUAAUAGAAUGAAAAGACAGUCUAUAGUCAGCGACGAGGAGGACGUUUGCUCCAAUCACAGUUUCUCGUCAGAGAUCACGUGCAUUAGGAACGACAACAAAGAAGUCCCAUUCUUCCAGACCAAUUUAGGCGAAAAUUGUCAGUCCUCUGAUCCUAGCAGCAAAGACACGGAAAUCGUGCCGGUAAGCUCUAGCUCAAAUAUUGCAGCCAGCGAAGAAGGAAACAAGAAGAAGGUGUUUAAGAGAAUUUUGCCAAUCGCCAGUUCAAGCACUGAUUCCCCGGACAUUGUCUCUCAAGCCGUCUCUCCAACGACCAAGCGAAAACGAGACGUUUCUCCUGAAGUUAGCGACGGAGAGUGGAACGCGAUCGUGCACAGCUGGGUCGACGAGAGGUGCAAAAAGAAAGGUAAGUUGGAGCAAACUCGUGAUUCCUCUAAUUUGAUGAAUGCGUCUCGCGCGGUUAAAGACAACGCUUCGUUGAAGUCUGGCUCGUCAGAUCGUGACAAAUCUACCAACAAACUGUCUACGCUGCAGUGUAGACAGCAGUUAGACUUCGCUGGUAGAUACAGCGACGAAGGAACCAAUUUCAGUGGAUCCAAGUGGAGGAAGAGUUUGGAGCUUAAGAAUUCGUCGAUUGCUGUCGAGGACUCGCCUGAUUUUGAAUUGACGAUAGAUCGAAUUAAAAAUAUACGAAACAAAACAACGGAACUCAUACAGCCGGAUACUUACGACGAUAUCAUAGCAAAUGCAGACUAUGAAGAAGUCAUUAUAGAGGACGAUAAUGGAAAGAACAGAAAAUCUAGAAGAGAAUCGGUCGAGUGUUUGGAGAUAGAUAGUUACGAGAGAAAAUCUAAAUUAGCAAGAUCGUGUGUUGAAAGUUCUUAUUCGUCGAGUAAAGAUGUUCUGUGCGUACAUUCUAAUGGAUCUGAUAAGGAGAAUAAUAACCAGCAAAUAUCUGGUGCAUUGUGCGAUAGUGACAAUGAGAAUGAAGAGAUACUGCUUCCGGUAUAUGUAAAUGUGGUUAAUGAGAGUUCGAGGAAGAAUAGAUUACAAGAAAAUUCAUUCAAGUCAUCCGGCAACGAAUCGAUAUGUAUUUCAAAUAAAUCAUUGAGACAGGGAUCAAUGACUUCUUCUUCUCAAAAGCAUCCAACGAAUGCGAGUGUGAGCAAUUCUACAAUUAAGGAUAUGUCCGAACAUGAUUCUUUGAUGGACAUCACGCAACAUGAUCUGAUGAUUAAACAAUUUGAGAUGGAUCUGUUUGAGAAAAAUUAUAAAAAUUCUAACGUGCCUUUGGAAAUGGAAAAGAAGAUUCUACAGACGCCGAAGCGUAACAAGAAGUGCUCAAACGCAGAUGGAAAGGACGUCGAACACUCGGGUGAAGAAGACGACAUUGUCGAGAACACUCCUAACACAAAGACGAAAAAUUUGGGAGCGAUCAAUUCGACGCAGAGAAGUGUGAUAUCGUCGUCCUCGGUUUCGAAGACCUUCGAAAAAACAUUGCCUGCCAAAAUUCUACAGUCGGCGACCGGAAGAUGCCUCACCAAUAUCAGCACUCCAAAUUCCACGAUCAGCAUUCCUCCUCUCUACCAGAGCACCCCGAAAAUGCAUCAGUCUACCUGCAAUAACGCCACGAAGCUUGUUCCUCGCGCGAAUGAACCCUCUAACAAGCAGACGAAGGAUUCCAUUCAGCGAAAUAUGAAUCGAAGCGUUCAGGGAAACACUGUUCAACGUACAAAUAACAUUGAGGAAAGUGUUCAAAUUAUAAAUAACAGUGAGGAUAAUAUCGUUAAAAUUACAAAUAAUGUUCGAGGCGUUGAGAAAAAUAUCGCUCAACGCGCACACUAUACCAACAGACAGAAGUUCUGUUUUGUAUGCAGCGGGCUGACAAUUCAUGAAAUCGAUCUAGUGAAGAAGUUAACGCAAAUGCUGGACGGUAGAUACCUGGCUCAGUUCGAUAAGGAUGUAACACACGUGAUCGUGAAAGCUGACAAAAAUAACGGAGCUAGCAACACGUUGAAAUACCUGCAGGGUAUAGUCCAUAGGAAAUGGAUCGUGAGUUAUCAGUGGGUAGUGGAUUCGGUAAAGGAGCGAAGAUUAGUGAACGAGGAACCGUACGAAGUGGUAGAUUCGAAGACUCUCGAAGAAGGCCCUCGAAAAUCGCGAUGCAGAGAGAAGGGUUUAUUCGAGGGAUUCUGCUUUCUAUGUAUUGAACCGUACAUCAACGUUUCUAUAGAACAGUAUCAGGACUUGCUACGGGCUACGGGUGCCAUCGUGGUCGACUCGUUAUGCGCUCUAGCCGCUGAGAAGAAUUUGAUGAAGAUCAUUUUGAUUCAGGCCGACCUUCAUGAAUUCCAAAUUAUUGAAUGGUACAAACAGACUCGUGCCAUAGCAAUCGUCGACGAAUGGAUAGUCGAGUGUAUCAGUCAGUACAAACUGAUAUCGUUCUAUCCAUAUCUGCAGGAGUUGUCGCGACAGGACGUUCUCGCGCUUGGUUAUCCGGAAUAUCUUGUCGAAGAAGAGACUGGCUGGGAUUCUGAUAGCACGUGCGAUUUGUAGACAUGACAUUCAGCGGGGCUCCAUUGCUUUUAGCAUAAUUUCAUGUCGAGCAUUACUCACUUCCGCUCAUUUCCAUGAAUUUAAACCCCUUAUCAGUGCCACAUCGUUUGAAUAAUUUGCGCAUAUUAUACCUAUGAUUUAGUUUAGAAAAUUUGUAUAUUUUUUAGUUAUUAUAUAUAUUUAGGGAAAAUAGUCUAUAACAAAGGGAAUAUUUGUUUUUGCAACAGAUUUUGUUCUCGUAACAUUGUUUAAGGGUGAAUUAAGUUACCAUAUAUGUGGAUUUUUGAUGGAAGUGAUUACGUUUAAUGAGGAAUUUUUUGUAUGUAUCGCUGAUAGUAAUAUUUAUGGCAGGAUAUAAGACAUUUUGUUAUCAUUUUUACCACUGUGAUUACAUAUAUGAAUAUUUGAUCUCCUAACAAGAUCAAAAUAUAUCAUGGUAACAGUAAGUUUAACAAAGAUAUUCUGUUCUCGUUAAAUUAAUUUAGAUUUCCACAACAAAACUUUCAUUUAACUUUUUCAUCGCAUCCAUCAAUGUUCCACACACUUCGCUAACGAAAACAAUCAUAAUGUAAUUACUAACAAAAUUAUUUUCUUAUAUUACCAGUUGAAAAAAUUAUCGAUACUUAUUAAAAAUUUGUUCAAUUAGUAUGUUAACUUUUGUAUUGCAUUGAUUUUGAACAAUUUAUUUUACCAUCAACAUACAAAUCAAUAUUCCAAAUUCUGUUUCAUACUGCAAUAAAUACGAAGAUCAAUUAAAACUAAAUAAUCAGAUCUAGAAAUAAUCAGUAGUAAGUUCAAGCUUUAUCCACAGCAACACAAAAGCAUUUCAAAUCAUAUAAGUAACUAUAGACAUGUUCUUCUAUUUUAUUAUUAUUAUAUAUAUAUAUAUGUGUGUAUAUAUUAUAUAUAUUAUUUUAUUUUUAUAUGCACCAAAAAGAUAUCAGCAAAAUAACACCAGCUAAGAAUAAAAUCUAAAUUCAUAAGAAAGAUAAUAAAUUCGUGUCUUAUCCGCAAUACACAAUAACAGAAGAGUGCCUCGUAGAUCAUAAUAUUUAUAUUAAUAUUAAUCGUAAAUAUAUUUUUCUACAUACAUAUAUCAAAACAAUCACCCAAAUAUGAUCAAUUUAAAAUAAAAUCUACAUUUGUACAAAAAUAAUAAUUAGGAAUACUAAUCUCGCGCUUCAUCCACGAAACGUAGCAAUAGAAAAGAGCAAUUCUCCGCGAGACAUGUUCUUAUUUGGAUUGUUUUAUAUUACAACGCGAACUCGAACAUUCGCACUCCUCAAAGAUAGGGCAGCGGCUCUUUUCUUAAAUAUUUACAAUAUUCGCAAACAAUACUUAUUAUCAUUUUUCGUUUUACCAAUCACCGAACGAUCGAUAUAACUGAUUUUUGAAAGCAUCUUCAACGCGACGCACGACUUUAUAUAGUCUCAGCAAUAUAUUUUCUUCUUUCUAAAUAUCAAGCGACACGCAAAAAUAUCCAAGUAGAAUCAAAAGAAAGCGCACCUAUAAGAAAAUAAUUAUUAGGAAUGAUAAAUUCACGCUUCAUCUGCCAAACACAACGACACGAAAGAACUCCAUAAAUCAGUCCACAUCCCCUCACAAUGCUCAUAGUCAGCAAGCCCGAAUGCUGUGCGUUGAAAUUUUGUAAUUACAUGAAACACAUAAGAUGUAUCUAGUUGCGAAUACACAGCCCUGUUUAGGGCGAGGCAUGUGAUAGUGCUUGGAACGUGCAAUAUCAUGAUCAUGGGUGGAUUUAGGUACUGCGUGUUGCGAAGAGCAUUCAGGCCACUCACGUAUUCACAGAUACAGGCAAAGAAUAUUGAUUUGCCCAGGACCACCUGUAGGCAACUCUCGUCUAACAUUUCUCACGUAUACACAUACAUAGACACGCGCGUACACCAUGUCAGUGGUUAUGAAUCUAGUCCAAUUGCCAGCAACCAAGGAGAAAUAAUCACUGUGUCCGUUAUGCUCUCUAUUUCGAUGCACUCUAACUGCACAGAAAGAUAAUCAUUGCGAUCGAUAGUCGUUUGUAUUUUCUAUUUCUUCUCCUUUCCUGGCUCUUUUCUCUGUUUAUUCCUCAUACUUUUUGUACUUCUUUUCGUCGUUAAUUAUUCAUUGCGUUUCACGUUUAUAGAUAGAAUCACCCUGAAUUUUUCAAUUCUUAUGAUGGUUCAUAAAUAUUGGCACAUUUACUGAUUUUAUACAAAACGUAAUAAUAGGUGUAAGCUAUCAAAGGAACUGUUAAUUGACGAAAAUUAUGUAGUACAAAUGUCCAGGAUAGCUGGCAAAAUUUGUUAAAAAUCUCGUGCGCGACUUGCAGAAAAAUAACGAGAUCGCGUACCAUAAAUAUGAAUUUAGUUCACAGCAAUUCUUGGGACGCAUAAAUUAAUUUAAGAAGAUUUAUAAUGGAAGAAAUUUUCUUUUUUUAUUUUUUACUUUUUCCCUGAGGGUUCUAUUCUCUACGGUUGCCAGUAGCGGUAUAGCUAAACCACCGUGUUGAGUGUUAUAACGCGAUGCAGCAAGCACCAGACCAUCGCUAUUUUUCAGAAAUAGAAUUUUAGCCUUAUCCAUGUGCCAGAACUCAGGUGGUACGAGAGUAAUUUUACGGGUUUGGAAUACUCUGUACUUUUAACUUGCACGCGCCACUUCUUCGCUCAAUAGCCGAGACACUGUUAUAAAUCUUGGAGUUUCCAGACGGCCAUACGACGGCCAAGCUAACAGUUCCCGCGACAAUAACUCGUACCCUCUGGAAUAUUCCGCAGGGAUUGUACAUUUCACCACCUCGACGCAUACCUCCACACAGCUAUACAGCUCUGAGAUCUCCCUUCCAAAGGCACGAAGUGCAAUGGAGCGAAGGGUACGAGACAUAAGA